CACAUUCCUGCAUUCCCCGGCUUGUGUGUCUGGAAGCGUAAUCUUUUCUUUCCGAACACAUUUCUCUCCCGAGGAAUACGCCGAUGACACGGCGGGUUUAAUAUCAGGAGGUGCUUCAGGAUUCCCCCAGCUGUCCGAAUCCAAGAUUUGGGUCCCUCCCUCCUCCUUCCCUCCCUCCCCCGCCAGGUGGCAGGCAGCAGGUUGCCAUGGAGAACUCGUCGGUGGCGUCAGCGUCCUCAGAGGCUGGCAGCACGCGCUCGCAGGAGAUUGAGGAGCUGGAGCGCUUCAUCGACAGCUACGUGCUGGAGUACCAGGUGCAAGGCCUGCUGGGAGAUAAGAAUGAGGCAGACCUGGACGGAGACAACAAGCCCAAGUCCCACAUCUCACAGUGGACAGAGGACUGCAAUGACAGGAAAGAUGGGAGUUGGUCAUCCUCACGGGGGAGGGGCUCCACCAAACCGGAUGAGUGGGAUCACAGUAGUAAUGGCAGUACAGGGUCCAGGCCCAGCUCUGGUUCAAGGCCUGGUUCAGGCUCCAGGUCCGGUAGCAGAGGGAGGAACAACCAGUUCAGAGGGCCAGCCAAGGUACAGAACGGGAACAGAGAAGGGUCAUUUGACAUCCUGGGUACUGAUAUCUGGGCUGCUAACACCAUGGACUCUCAUGGGGGGGCGACAUGGGACCUCCAGCCUGAGAAGCUAGACUUCAGCCAGUUCCACAGGAAACCCUUCAGAGGAACACCAAAGCAUCUACCACACAUCGACAGAGAGGGGAUGAUGAAAGGCAAGUUUGAAGAUGAUGAUGAUGAUGGCAUCGACCUGAAUGACAUGGAGAAGUUCCUGCCAGGCCUUACUGGUUUCCCGCCCCUGCCUAAUGAAGCAGAGAUCGCUCACACCAAAAAGCUCUUCCGACGCAGGAGGAACGACCGACGGAGACAGCAGCAGCAGAGACCUCCGGGAGGAGGAGGAGACAGGAAGACCCAGAAUCCUCAGCAGCAGUCGCCACAACGACAACAACCUCCAUCUCAACAACAACCGGUCAAUCAGCAACAGAAUGACCAGCAGCAGCCCGGGCCGGGGGGUCAUGGUAGAUACCCUCGUGACCAGCAGCAGGGAGGACAGCGUGGAGGUAGCCACGGGCAGCAGUUCCAGUGCCACGGCGGGCAGCGUCAGGGACCUCCCCACCACGGCUAUAGCCAGAAUCGCCGCUGGCACCACAACCAGAAGGGUCAGGGGGUAGGACAGGGACUGCAGGGACAAGGGGGCCCAGCAGGUGACAGAGACAGGGACAGAGGGGCAACCCCAAUGGGAGACAGGGACAGAGGGGGGACACCAACGGGAGACAGGGACAGAGGGGGACACAAGACAGGGACAGAGGGGGACACCAAGGGAGACAGAAGGGGGAACAACGGAGACAGGGACAGAGGGGGGACACCAACGGGAGACAGGGACAGAGGUGGGACACCAACGGGAGACAGGGACAGAGGUGGGACACCAACGGGAGACAGGGACAGAGGGGGGACACCAACGGGAGACAGGGACAGGGGGGUGGCACCACUCAGAAACACCAAAGAGACAGAGAAUGUGAAGGCAGAGGAGGCCAGCACUAGACUGGAGACAGAGAGCUCCAGGGGCCCCAGUGAGGGGCUUCCCAGCCAGCCUGGGGGCCAGGAGAAGGGCCAGAGCCCGACGGGGAGUGACAAGCACAGGGACAGCCAGCUGGACGAGGGCCCUAAAGUCAGCCUGCUGCAGUCAUCCAAGGAGAGGCUGAGGAGGAGGCUAAAAGACAAGGAGGAGGCUGUCGUGUCCCCGGUCGGGCCCCAGUGGAGCCGCAUGGACCGCUUGCUGGAGAUCCUGAACAGCAUGAGGAACAACAGUGCCGGGGUGGACAGCCAGCUCAGCUCCUUCAUGGAGGAGGCCCAGAACUCGGCCCAGUCAGAGGAGACCCUGGACCAGAUAGUCAGCACCAUCUAUGACAAGGCCCUCAGCGACAGGAGCUUUGCUGCUACUGCUGCCAGGCUCUGUGACAAGAUGGCCCUGUUUAUGGUGGAGGGGACCAAGUUUAGGUCACUACUGCUUAAUAUGUUACAGAAGGACUUUUGUCGUCGGGUGGAGCUACAGGCGUCUGACGUGGAGCUUUGGUUGGGAUUCAUCACCUUCCUGUGUGAGGUUUUUGGAACCAUGAGGUCCAGCGCUGGAGAACCGUUUAGGGUGUUGGUCUGUCCUAUAUACACCUGUCUUCGAGAGCUGCUGCAGUCUCCCGAGGUUAAGGAGGAUGCAGUCCUCUGCUGUUCUAUGGAGCUGCAGUCCACAGGUCAUCUCUUGGAGGAGCAGCUUCCAGAGAUGAUGACUGAGCUCCUUGCCACAGCCAGGGACAAGAUGCUGUGUCCGGCUGAGUCCCAGCUGACCCGCUCCCUCCUCAUGGAGGUCAUUGAGCUCCGUGCCCACCACUGGAGCCCUCUGGAGGCCCUCACCACACAGUACUACAACAGGACCAUUCAGAAGCUCACCACCGCCUAGCCACCCAGGACCCAGGCCUGGACCUAGGCUCACAGGUCUUCAGGUCUCUCUUGAAAAAGACAUUUUAUCUCAAUAAGACUACCUGGUUAAAUCAAAUAAAAAGGUCCACUUGUCUGACAUAGGGAGGCCUUAACUGGGUUGAUAGCUAGGAUGCAUGGGACCGUACCAGGCGGCAGUACAGAAUUUAUCUGGGGCCGAAAGGGUUUAGGUUACGGUUUGGGGAUGAGACAAGUGACAAGACAGAAACAUGUGAAACCAUGCAUAAACAAGACAAA
Salmo salar (Atlantic salmon) is the source of this 2791-nucleotide messenger RNA. NCBI's taxonomy places the organism in Eukaryota, Metazoa, Chordata, Actinopteri, Salmoniformes, Salmonidae. The record is from RefSeq and is a predicted model, not a curated record.